Messenger RNA from Lucilia sericata (common green bottle fly), 9165 nucleotides. RefSeq names its product E3 ubiquitin-protein ligase HECW2 (gene Hecw). The coding region runs from base 637 to 5610 and encodes 1657 amino acids. The transcript is spliced from 7 exons. NCBI's taxonomy places the organism in Eukaryota, Metazoa, Arthropoda, Insecta, Diptera, Calliphoridae. Gene Ontology annotation, molecular function: protein binding; ubiquitin-protein transferase activity. Gene Ontology annotation, biological process: regulation of dendrite morphogenesis. The record is from RefSeq and is a predicted model, not a curated record.
CUGGUGUUGAGUUGAUAAAAUUGCUAGAGUGUGAAAAAUUUAAAAUAAUUAUGGAAAAAAUAAAGUUUUUUAAAGAAAAAGCAAUUUAUUUCAAAACAAAAUGGGUCAUACAAAGGCAAUUAACAACCAGGAAAUUAAUUAAACUUUUAAAUUAAAUACUCAUAUAAAACAAAAAUAGAUUUGUUAAAAAAAGUGUUUUUUAAAAAAUGCACAAAUUAUUAAAAGUUUUAGCAUUAAAUUUGCAAAAAUUUGUAUAGUUUUCAAAAAAGAAAAAAAUAUAUAAAAUCUAAAAAAAUUAAGAGAGUCCUAUGUAAUUAGAGCAUAUUUAGAAAAAUCUAUAAAUCAAAAGUAGAGCAAAAAGAAAAGUGGAGAAAAGUCAAUCAAAGAAUAUAACGAUCAAAACAAACAAAUAAAAAUAAUGCAAAAAUGUAAAUAAUAAAUACAUUAGAAAUAUUUAACAAAAAAAGUAAUGUAAUUAUUUCAACUAAAAUUAUAUAACAAUAAAAAGCUUGUCAUGAAUAUUUUAAAUAAAACAAAGGGAGGAAUUUUUACCAUGAAAACAUGUGUAAUGCUAUAGAAAAGGUUUGUUAACAUUCAACUCAUCUGGAGCAAAUAGAUAGUGAAAGGGAAUUUAAAAUGGCGGAGGGUGGUUUAAGCAAUUGUAAACAAUCUACUCUAACGCCGGCAACAAGUGGCGAAUGUGGUGGUAACAACAUAGAAAUGAAUAAAAUCCAUGAACAAAAGGAGUUUAACACUGACAGUAGCAACAGCGGCAGCAAUUGUCUUACUACUUCUGCCACAGCUAAACAAAUAACAACAACAACAAAUAAUGUAAACAAUAGUAAUCCAACCACCCUGAAUAAUAGCAAUAACAAUAACAACAAUAUUAGAAUGAACUACGAAGAUAAUAAUGAUGACGAAGAUGACGAUGAGAGUAAUCAAACAUUUUAUGAAGCUGCCGGUGAACCGGAACUAGUAUUGACAUUUGAAAAAUCAUUGAAAACAACAAAUGACGUCACAUCAUCAUCAUCAUCAGUAACUUUGCCGCCACCACCACCAUUCUCUCUGUAUGGUGUAAAUAAUGCAGAUACUAAUAAUAUUACUACUACUGCCAAUGUGCAAAAACACCAACUACAUUUGGAUGAAAAUUUUUUAAGUGUUCAAAUGGAUGAAAAUGCUACUGCUGCUACUGGUACGUGUGGCGAUGGUCUCAAUGAUUUGGAUGAAGAAGAAUGUGAAGGUGCUGUCGGUAUCAUUUCUUCCAUAAAGGAGGCAUUGAAAGAUGAAGAAGAAAAGGAGUUGAAACUUUUGUAUACGACACAAGAUGAUUUUAUUCAAGUUGAGCAAGAAGUUGAGCAACAGCCUGUUGUGAUGAGGCGAAAGCGAGAUAAAUCUCUUAAAGACUUUAAUCACAUAAAUAAAGUAAACUACUCCAGUGCCGAGGAAGAACAAGCCCAAAAGCAAAGACAACAAACUCUACUAACUACAAAAUCAUGUGAAACUCCAGCUUCUACAACAACACUCUCACCUACAAAUUCCUACAAUGGAAGUAUUGGUAGUGAUGGUGGCGGAAGUGUAGGAGGAGGAGCUCGACGUAAAUCAUGGACUUUGUCGCCACAAAGUGGUACCUCCACACCCUUAAGCGGAGCUAAAAAGAAAGAAAAACGUUCUAGUGUAAAAUCACCUGCUUCCUCCACGCCAACAGCGUCGACAGCCACCGAUUCCUUUAACUUGUGGAUAGCACGUGAAUGUUAUGAAACCGUACCGGCAGAAACGGUAUUCGAAGUUGACGACACUACUCAAAGUAUAGUUAGACCAGCCAGUUUUACUAUAGAUGAAGAGGCCGAUGAAGAAGCGGCGGCAGUGGAAAGUUUAUUGGGAGCGGCGGCAGCUUUACAUGCCUCAGCUAGCGCUAAUAAGGAGGCCCAAAUACAUAGAAGACAAAAACAUUUGCGACAGCCACAGCAUCGGCCUUUAGAAAGAUCUUGGCCCCCUAGAGCUCUGGGCAGAGAUUUUCGUUUACAGGGGGAUGUAUUCAAAUUUGAUAUCUUAGACACUGAUGAUUCUUUGGAGGCAGCUUAUGGUUCCUCCAAUGGAUUUGCUAGUAAUUCUAACAGCUGCAAUAAUUCCCCUUUGUUUCUUUUGAAUAGUGGCAAUUCCUCCUCUAACUCUAGUCCUCAAUAUGAGUUAAACAAUGCCACCCCUUCUUCGCCGGCCAUGAAAUUUAAACCUUUAAUUAAGAAGAAAAUUGGGCCAGAUAGUUAUAUUAACACCAUAACCACCAAAAAAGUGCCAGCUACGGAAACCUAUGAAUUUCCAGCAUUCCCCACUAAAGAGACAACUUCCAUUAAUCAAUUUCCACAAACUCCACCCAAUACUUCCGCUGUAUCUUUGAGACAACAUAGGCCUCUCACUAGAACCCUUUCAAAUGGUAAGGCGGGUUAUGAAGAGCGUCAAUCACAAUCACCUAGUAGAUUAAUGUUGUCUCCCAAACGCCACCGUAGCCCACCAUCAGGUUGCUCUACACGCAGUGCUUCACCUUUGGAUUUUCAAUUAUCACCAGAAGCCCAGGUAUUGGGACAAACACAACAGGUGUGCUCAACAACAAAUGCUAUUGCCGCGGCCACACCUUUAAUACACAACCGACCACAACAACGUUUGCUAAAACGUGUAGGCGGGGUGGGGGCAGGUGCUAAUGCUGCCAAUUUAAUAUGUCCUCCAACACCAACCCACCAUGCUCGACGUCAUGCCCGCAUGCAGGCUGCUGCAGCUGCUAAUAUGGCCAUCACUAAUAAUAACCUAGAUGACACAUAUAUUGGCUCUAGUCCAAGGGGUAGUGGGGGUGGAGCUGAAGCUUUAGGUGGUGGUGCUGCUGCUGUACAUACUAGUCAUUUAGAUUAUAAUUAUUUAUCUGCAAGAACACCACCUUCGUCACCAGCCUUUCAAGGUUCUGCUAGCAUGCGUAACGAGGAACGUGUACGUACUGCUGAUAUUGUGCAAUUGGCAGGAAGCUCUGCCGCUGCGCAUCCUCAUCUAGAGGGUGUAGAAAAUGAGGACGAUGAGGAUGACAAUGCUACUGAUGAUAUGGGUGUGGUGCAUAUAACCAGCACCCGUUUACCCUCUAUACCCGAAAGGGGAGCUGCUGGUGGACUUUUGCGCACAAGCGCUAUUUUUUCAGCCGAAGCUGAUCCUGCUAAUGUACAAGUUGCUGCUGAACCUUUACCCCCCGCCUGGGAAGCUAGAAUGGAUAGUCAUGGACGCAUUUUUUAUAUAGAUCACACUACCAGAACUACAUCCUGGCAAAGACCAGGUUCUAACGGCUCUGGUUCACUCAAUGGUCCCGGUGGUCGAGAGCAACACCAUCGCCAACAGCUAGAUCGCAGAUACCAGUCUAUACGUCGUACUAUAACCAAUGAAAAUCGUUCAAAUGCUAUUGCUGCCGUCACUAAUAAUACCGCCUCCAACGUCAACGACUCGUCAGCUCAACAGACCUCGCAAUCUUUAACACUCCAUCAACACCACAAUAAUAACCCAAAUGCUUCAGCUCAAUCCGCUUUUAACUUUCAACAUGUCAAUCUCUCGGUACACCCAGCUGUUCUAAUGUUAUGCCGUCCGGAUUUUUAUUCCAUGCUUCAUACCAACGAAGAUGCAUUAGCCAUAUACAAUCGUAAUGCUGCCUUAAAACAUAUGGUUAUACGUAUACGUCGUGAUCCUUCGUGUUUUCAACGUUAUCAAUACAAUAAAGAUUUAGUUGCUCUUGUCAAUUCGUUUGCUCAACUAAAUCGUGAUUUACCCUCGUGUUGGGAGACGAAACUCGAUCAGUCGGGUAAACAAUUCUUCAUAGAUCACAAUAAUCGCCAGACUUCAUUUAUGGAUCCACGCUUGCCACUAGAGUGUCCACGCAUAAUACGCCAUCGUCAUCAACAGCAACCUUACGAUUCAAUCGAUGGCAAUUGCAUGUCAUCGGGUAAUCCUCCCUUGCCACCGCCCCGUCCCAUAUCGACGACAUCAACCUCAUCAGCAGUCUCAACAAAUCGUCAAAGUCAAUUUAUGCAAAAUGAUAAUAUGCCACAUUAUACAUCAUCCUCAUCGUCGUCAGCUUAUAAUAAUGGUCCCAGUUCUUCGAGUGUUUCAGCUAAUAAUGGUUAUAAUGAGGUUCCUGUUGCCUACAAUGAAAAGGUUAUUGCAUUUUUAAGACAACCCAAUAUCAUAGAGAUUUUACGUGAACGUCAAGGUCAAAAUAAUGUUUCACGAUCGUUAAGGGAAAAAAUAAAUAUUUUAAGAGUUGAAGGUGUACCAGCUUUGGAAAGAUUGGCGCAUGAUUUACAGCUAACAAUGUUAUUAAGUCUUUUCGAACAAGAGAUUAUGAGCUAUGUGCCCAUAGAAGAACGCAGUCCUCAGGGUUCACCCAUUUUGAAUUCACGCAUGCUACAGCGUGCUCCACCACCAUUUCGACGUGAUUUCGAAGCGAAAUUAAGAUGUUUCUAUAGGAAAUUGGAGUCCAAGGGUUAUGGUCAAGGACCACAUAAAUUAAAAUUACAAAUACGUCGUACACAUUUGCUGGAAGAUGCAUUUCGUCGUAUUAUGUCAGCCAAUAAAAAAGACUUACAGAGAGGCCGUUUGGCCGUCUUAUGGGACACCGAAGAGGGUCUCGAUUAUGGAGGACCAUCUAGAGAAUUUUUCUUUUUAUUAUCGCGUGAACUAUUCAAUCCCUAUUAUGGACUCUUUGAAUAUUCCGCCAAUGAUACAUACACCGUACAAGUUUCACCGUUAUCGGCCUUCGUUGACAACUGUCACGAUUGGUUCCGUUUUAGUGGUCGUGUCUUAGGUCUGGCCUUAGUCCAUCAAUAUCUAUUGGAUGCAUUUUUCACGCGGCCAUUUUACAAAGCUUUAUUAAGACUUCCCGUAGCUUUAAGUGAUUUAGAAUCUUUAGACAAUGAAUUUCAUCAGUCAUUACAAUGGAUACGUGAUAAUGACAUUGGAACCGGCAUAGACUUGGGCUUAACAUUCUGUGUAACAGAAGAGCUAUUGGGUCGUGUGGUGGAGAGAGAACUUAAGCCGGGUGGCAAGAAUAUAAUAGUCAAUGAGAAGAAUAAAAAAGAAUAUCUCGAACGCAUGAUUAAAUGGCGUUUGGAGCGUGGUGUGCAAGAACAAACGGAAUCUUUAGUACGUGGCUUCUAUGAAGUUGUUGAUUCGCGUUUGGUUUCGGUAUUCGAUGCCCGUGAAUUGGAAUUGGUUAUAGCUGGUACGGCUGAAAUAGAUAUUAACGAUUGGCGUUUAAACACCGAAUAUCGUUCCGGCUAUCAUGAUAAUCAUCAGGUUAUCAUAUGGUUUUGGCAAGUUAUAGAGAAAUUUACCAAUGAACAGCGAUUACGUCUCUUGCAGUUUGUCACCGGCACCUCUAGUAUACCCUAUGAGGGUUUCUCAGCCCUCAGAGGUUCCACCGGACCCCGGAGAUUUUGCAUUGAAAAAUGGGGUAAACCGAAUGCUUUGCCCAGAGCUCAUACCUGUUUUAAUCGUUUAGACUUACCACCAUAUCCAACACCGGAAUUACUCUAUGAAAAAUUAUUAUUGGCUGUCGAAGAAACAAAUACUUUUGGUAUCGAGUAAGUUAACGUUAAAAAAAAAAAAGUUACAAAAAGAAAGAAAAAUUAAUAAUACUUGUUACAAAAUUUGGCUUUUUAUUUAAAUUUUCAUUCACAACAUUCUUAUAAAUCUGUUGUUUAAUGAAUUAUAAACGUUAGAGUUUCGUUAAGUGAAGAAAAACAAAACGUGAUAUUUUAAAAAUGUCCUUUAUUUAUAAUAUAAAUUUAAAACCAUAACUAUAUAUGUGUGUAGCUGUAUUUUUUGACAAAUUUUAUUUAUUUUUAUAUUUUCUAUUAUUUAUUUGAAUAGUUUAUUUUAAAUUGUAGUAUUUCCUUAACCUAGUUGUAGUGUCUAAUUGUUGAACUAGUAGUUUGAUUUCUAUUCAAUUUUGCCAGUAUAUGAUUUUAUUUAUUUACCAUACAUUUUUUUUAUAUUAUUUUAAACAAAAUCUCGAUUUGCAUUUGAAACUUAAAAUGAAAUGGAAAUUUGACCGAUUUGACUAUCAUUGCAAACUUGUUUUUAACAUAUUCAUAAAGCAAAAUUAGUUUUUUAUAGCAAACUGCCCUUGUAAAUCUUGCAAAUACACAAAUUAUAAAUGCAAUUUAACACAAUGAGCAAAUGUACAAUUAACUUUUUAUAGUAAACUACCCUUGCAAACCUUGCAAAACACUAAUAAAAAAUGUUUUUGUAUAAGAUUUAAAGCUCUUAAUGAAAUUUGCAAUACUGAGAGCCAUUGCAAAGUUACAUUACAUUGUUAAAAUCCUCUUUUAAACCUUGCAAAAUGUAGCAAUUCUAGAAAAAAUAAUUGUGUUAAAGACGAAUAAAUGAUAUAAUACUUUACACCAUUGCAAAAUUAUUUUUUAAACAAUUUCCUUUGCAAGUGCAGCAAUUUUUACAAAUAAUAAAUGAGAUUUAAUGCAAUUAACAAUUUUGCAAUACUUUUGCAAUCUUGUAAAUCCAAAAUUUUUUACAAAAACAAAGUUUUUACAUUAGAUUUAAUGUAAUAAACAAAUUUGCAACCCUGAAAACAUAACUACCCUUGCAAAGCUUGUAAAUGUAGCAAUUCUUGCUACAAAGUUUAUCCACGAGAUUUAAUAUAAUACACAAAUUUGCAAGACUUAAAAAUGUAUAUUUGAUAGCGCAAUUUACAUAGAAAACUACCAUUGCAAACCUUGCAAAUGAAGCAAUUUUUAAAGAAAAUAAGGUUGAUACAAGUUAUUUUAUACAACAGAAGAUUUUAUCAUAUUUGCAAGAUUGAAAGCCAUUGCAAAGUUUUACUUAAUUGUAAAAAUACUCUUGUAAAGCUUGCAAAUGUUGCAGCUCUAGCAAAAUAAAUUCAAUGAUUUAAUGCAAUUUCGCGAAUUUGCAAGACCAUUGCAAAAGUAUUUUUAAACUAUUGCAACUAUCCUUGUAAACCUUGUAAAGGCAGCAAUAUGUAUAAAAUCAAAGAUUGUACAUGAGAUUUAAUUUAAUAAAAAAUUUUGCAAACCAUUGCAAACGUAUUUUUUAAAGCGGAAUUCAACCUUCUUGCUGACCCUGGAAAUGCACAAAAACAAAGUUGAUACAAAAGAUUUAAUGUAAUAAACCACUUUGCAAGACCAUCGAAACCAUAUUUUUUAUAGCGGAAUUUGUUUUCAAAGCAUACUACCCUUGCAAACUUUGAAAAUGCAACAGUUAUUGUAAAAACGAUUGAAACGCUUCAAAAUUACAGUUUUAUGAGAGAUUUAAGACACUUUACAAGCUCUUGUAAAUGUUUUUUUUAACAAUAGUUAUAGCGCAAUCAACUAUUGAUUAUAAACAACCCUUGUAAACAUUACAAAUGCUGUAAUUCUAGCAAAAAAGUUUGAAGAGUUUGCAUAUGGGAUAAUUAGCUUUGCAAAUGUAUAAAAACCCCAUUGCAAACCUGGUAAACAAAAUUUUAUAUGUGAUCAAUACAACAAAGCUUAUUUGCAAGACUGAAAAAAUACCGCAAAUACAUUUACAAAAAGUAUUUGGUGGAGUUAAAUUUUCAUAGCAAACUGCCCUUGCAAAUGCAGCAAAUCUAUGAAGAAAUGAAUAAAACUCCACAACAAUGUUUGCAAAUGUGAUUUAAUGCUGUUGAGCAUAUUUGCAACACUUAUCAAACUAUCCCAGCAAAUAUGUACAUAAAUCUAACAAUUUACAAGGCCAAAAGCCAUUGCAAGGUGAUAUUGAGAACAGCUUAAACUUAAAAACACCCCCCUGUUUUGGUCUUGCAAACUGACAGUUUUUGCAGUAUUUGUUUUAACUGUAAAGUUUGAAUAAUACAAUUGAAAAAAUUGCAAGACUAAAAACCAGUGUUAAGUCAUUCUUAAAGAUGCAACACCACUUUGAUCUUGCAAAUUGCAAAUUUUUGCACGAUUUCUUGUGUAGUUUUGUGUAGAUUUGUUUACUAUUUGCGACAUGUAAAACCAUUGCCAAGUGAACUAGAGAGCAGUUUAAACUUGGAAACACAAAUCUGUUUUGGUCUUGUAAUUGUAAAUUUGCUAGAUUAAGAGUCCAGGCAAAGAGAGUCAUAAAUAUAGAUAACAUACUGCUCUUGCAAAUGUAGUAAUUCUAAGAAAAUAUUUUGUAACACCACAAAAAUAUCUAGUAAACCUUUGCAAAGUUUCUUGAGAACAGUUUAAACUUGAAAAUACGUUUGGUCUUGCAGAAGUGUUUUUACUAGAUCUUUUAUUCUAUAAAAAGUUCAAAGUACUCUUGCAAAUAUACUACGAGUAAAUAUUUUCAGCUAUUUUAUACAAGUUUUUGUUAUUUGUAUAAAGUAGAACUUGUACAAAUUGCAAAAUUAAUUUCAGAAUAAGUUUUUUUUCUUCCAAUUACAAAUUGUUUCAAAUCGAGAUUUUGUUUUUAUUUUUCUUUAAAGAUUUUAUAUUCUUGUCUUUUUAGUCAUUAGAGUCUAAGUGAUAGAUAUAUUUUUUACUAACUUUAUUCCUUUUAAAAAUCAAUAACAAAAGAAAAUAAUUUUAUGGUCCAUAGUUACUCUUGAAAAGAUGAUAAAAAUAAACUGCAAUGUUUUCAAAAUCAAAAAAAUUUUAUAAAAUUUUUCUUUAAACUUAAUAAUUUAUGGAAAAUCCUGCAAACCAGCCUUUAAUAAUAAUAAUUUAUUAAAGGUUUAUAAAACAAUAUUUAAUUAAUAUUUUAAAUUUCAUUGAAUAUUUUAAAUAUUUUUUUGAAAACAUUGUAGUUUUGUACUUAUGUAUCUUUUUCAAAAAUCUUGUUAUGAUGAAUAUGUAGUUUAGUUUAGUAUUUUAUUCUAUGUAGUACUAAAAAAAACUUGCUAUAAAACCCAGUUACUUAUACAUUCCCUACUAAAACAAAAAUUUUACGAAAAAAAAACUAUUAAUAAAAAAAAUAACAAAUCAUUCCAUUCAAAUUGCAUUUAAAACAAAAUUAAUUAAGUCUUAUAAAAAUUUUAACCCUUAAAAAUGAAAAAGAAAACUCUUGCUAUAGAAAUCCUGCCGUUAUUUAAAGAAAAAACAAUUUUUUAUUUAUAUACUAAAUAAAAUCUAUAAAAUAAAAUUUUAUUUUUUAAAAAACUAAAUUCUCUCUAACUACCUU